Oryza sativa Japonica Group (Japanese rice) is the source of this 1803-nucleotide messenger RNA. NCBI's taxonomy places the organism in Eukaryota, Viridiplantae, Streptophyta, Magnoliopsida, Poales, Poaceae. The record is from RefSeq and is a predicted model, not a curated record.
CCAUCCCUAUCCGAAACGAUCUCAUGGACCAACUCCCACUGAACCGUCUCUCACCGAUACGUGGACCCCACCCACAUGUCCCGUCGUCCCCCGCGCUGACUUGGCGAGGCCGGGCCCACCCAACGUGGGCCCACGAAUCGGCCCGCCUACCUCCUCCCGCCGCUAUUAAAUCGCCGCCGUGCGGGUCGGUCUCAGCUGGGAAGCAGUUGACAAUCUCGGCGGAAAGCGGCGGCGGCGGCGACGGCGGCGGCUGCGGGUCCGAUGGAUCUGGUGGAGGCGGAGGCGGAGGAGCAGCCGCCGGACGAGGACGGCGACGAGGAGGGGUACGUCGAGGCGGACCCCGCAGGCCGCUUCAUCCGGUAUGAUGAGAUCGUGGGGUCAGGGGCCGUCAAAACGGUCUACAAAGCCUUCGAUAAGCUGGAGGGUGUCGAGGUAGCAUGGAGCCAAUCCCGGAUCGAUGACUCUGUCAUGGGGUCCUCUAAGAAGAUGAAGCAACUAAACACAGAGAUUCAACUUUUGAAGACACUCAAGCAUAAGAACAUUGAGAAAAUGUUUGCUUCAUGGGUUGAUGGGGAGAAGAAGACUGUUAACAUAAUCACAGAGUUGUUCACAUCCGGGAGCUUGACACAGUACCGCAGAAAGCACAAGAAAGUGAAUAUGAAGGCUAUGAAACGAUGGGCAAUACAGAUAUUAACAGGGCUAGAAUAUCUGCACAGUCAGAAGCCAGCAAUUAUACACAGGGAUUUAAAAUGUGACAAUAUAUUCAUAAAUGGAAAUCAUGGGAAAGUGAAGAUUGGUGAUUUUGGUUUGGCAACAUUCAUGCAGCAACAGAAAAAAAGUAUAAAAGGCACCUUAGAAUUUAUGGCACCAGAGCUGUUAACUGGGCAUUACAAUGAAUUGGUUGAUAUAUAUUCAUUUGGGAUGUGCAUGCUUGAAAUGGUGACAUGCGAAUACCCAUACAGUGAAUGUCAAGGCAUGGCCCAUAUAUUCAAAAAGAUUGAUGAGGGUAAGAAACCAGCUGCGUUCUACAAAAUUAAAGAUGCAGAAGUAAGAUCUUUCAUAGAGAACUGUUUAGCUCCAGUAGAGAACAGAAUGUCUGCAACAGAGCUGUUGAAAAGCUCUUUCCUCCAGGAUGAUGAUCUUAUCUCAGUCUCUCUGGUCAAGAAUAUGUCUGAAGAUGGGCAGCAGCCUGUCAGUUGCAUGCUUCGUAAGGGCGAGUUUCUGCUGACAGGAAAUGUUGAUGUAGCCAGCCAUGUUGAUUUAUGGCUAAGAUUUCCUGAUCCCAGCGGUUGUUUCAAGAGUGUUGAAUUCCCAUUCAAUUUGACUGAAGAUACAAGUCUUUCUGUGGCUGUGGAAAUGGUUGAGCAAUUUGGACUGACACAAGACAGCAGACCGAUCAUCGCGCAGUUGAUCGAUGCAUUCUUGGUCAUCCUGAUUCCUGAAUGGACACCGUGUGUCGCCAUCCGUCAGGUGGUUUCUGAGGGUGCAAACGGCUUGACAAUUGAGAAGCGCUGACCGAGAGUGAUUCUGCUUCCCCAACCGCUGCUACUAACUAAUAGUCAUAGUUGGCUUCGCUGGUUAUGUAUCCUUAUAGUAUUUUCUUUUAGAUGGAGUGGACCUUAUGCUUUAGCCACCUGUGGGCACUCAUAUUACAAUGCCCUCGAGAUGUGCUGCUGAGCAUGGAGUUCCUCCGGUGGUGAUGAUGAUGAAAGUUAGGUCUAGUUCAGAUAAUUUAUUUGCUAGGAAGGAGCAGCAAAAAUGAGAGUAAUCAGUCGGAAAUGUUGGGUUUUUUUUCAUCUUUAA